AUGGCCAAAGCGGCAGGCCCCUCGCCACUAGAGGACUUGGAUCUGAGCGGAGAGGAGGUCCAGCGGCUCACCUCCGCCUUCCAGGAUCCGGAGUUCCGGCGAAUGUUCUCCGAGUACGCCGAGGAGCUCACCGACCCGGAGAACCGGCGGCGCUACGAGGCGGAGAUCACCGCGCUGGAGCGUGAGCGCGGAGUGGAGGUGCGGUUCGUGCACCCGAAGCCGGGUCAUGUGCUGCGCACCAGCCUAGACGGGUCGCGGCGCUGCUUUGUGAACCUGUGCAGCAACGCGCUGGUGGGCGCGCCCAGCAGCCGGCCUGGCUCCGGGGCCGAGGCGCCCGGCAGCCACUGGUCUCUGCCUUACAGCCUGGCGCCCGGCCGCGAGUACGCGGGGCGCAGCGGCACCCGCUACACGGUCUACGAUGUGGUCUUCCACCCAGAUGCGCUCGUGCUGGCCCGGCGCCACGAGCACUUCCGCCACAUGCUGGACGCCACGGCCCUAGAGGCGGUCGAGAAGCAGUUCAGCGUGAAGCUGGAUCGCAGGAAUGCAAAGACCCUGAAGAUCAAGUACAAGGGGACCCCAGAGGCCACCGUGCUGCGCACGCCCCUGCCCGGGGGCGUCCCGUCCCGUCCCGAGGGGGAGCCGGCGGGCCCUCUCCCGGAUUUCCCCUACCCCUACCGGUACCCGGCAGCCGCCGGGAACUCUGCGGCCCCCCGGCCGCAGGCGCCCUCCCCUGCCGAGGUGGCCUUGCAGCCCGCCCCCACCGAGCCGCGCUACCGCGUAGUGCAGCGCCACCACGUGGACCUCCAGGAUUACCGCUGCUCCCGGGACUCGGCCCCGAGCCCCGUGCCCCACGAGCUGGUGGUUACCAUAGAGCUGCCGCUGCUGCGCUCGGCCGAGCAGGCGGCGCUGGAGGUGACGGGAAAGCUGCUGCUCCUUGACUCGAGGAAACCCGACUACCGGCUGCGGCUCUCGCUCCCGUAUCCGGUAGACGACAGCCGCGGCAAGGCGCAGUUCAACAAGGCCCGGAGGCAGCUGGUAGUCACGCUACCCGUCGCGCUGCCAGCCGCGCGCCGGGAGCUCGCCGCGGCCCCGGAAGAGGCCGUGGGCCGGCUCAGAACUGACGGCGCAGCCUGCGCUUCCGCUCGCGACGGGGUGGCGGGACUGGCUGGGGAUCGCACCAGGGACGGAGACCGCGAUCCCAGCCGAGCUGGGGUUACAGACGCCAGGAUCACCACCCUGGGAGCCCCCGAGGUGGAGCCUCCGCCGGCCGGCGCUGGGAAAGAACUUACCUCAGACCUGUGGGAGCAAGACUUAAGCAGGCACGCGGUGUCGCCCCCGGGCGUCGGGGAGGAGCGGUCUCCCGGAGCAGGGAGCUUCCCUGGGGACGGCCGUAGAGACCCUCCUUGUACUGCAUCCCAGGGCCUUGACUGGGAGUCUUCUGCCGGAGGAGGGGGUGCACGCGGAGAUCUCAGCGUGGAGACGGUUGUGGACCGGGAGGACACAGGCAGCGGGCCCUCUGACCGAGCCAUGGAUGGUCUCGGGACCGAGAACGGGGAGCCUUUGUGUCCUCCUUUGCAGUGUACUCAGGAUGAAGAAUCCUUGACUCUGUUGAUUCAAGUGCCUCGGAUCCAGCCGCAAAGUCUUCAAGGGGAUUUGAGCCCCCUCCGGUACAAAUUGCAUUUCUCCACAGAAUACUUACCUUAUUCCUUCGUUUUGCAAUUUGUCCCAGAGAAUAAAUUGAGUACCAAAGAACCCGUGAUUAGCAUUUCUUCAGACAAUGCAGUGAUAGAACUGGCCAAAUCUCCAGGGAGCCAUGGACAUUGGAGAGAGUGGUAUUAUGGUUUAAACAACGAUUCUUUGGAGGAAAGGUUGUUUGUCAAUGAAGAAAAUGUUAAUGAGAUUCUUGAAGAGGUCCUGAGCUCUCCAUUCAAACAGACAAUUCCCCUAAACCCACCAUUAAUUGAAGUUCUUCAGGUUACUGAUAAUAAGAUUCAAAUUCUUGCAAAGUUGCAAGAAUGUAGUAACUCUGAUCAGCUUAAAGGAAAGGAAGAAAGAGUCAAUGAAGGAAGUCACCUAACUGAAAAAGAAAAUAUAGAACAUCUUAGCACCUCUACAACUGAUUCUGAUUCAUCUAUAGCAGUUAAGUCCCUAGAAAUAGAUAGCUGUGGUUCAGUUGUAUGUGUUCAACAAGAGUCUUUUGAUGUUUCUCAAAUGCUAUUUGGAAAAUGUCAACAAACUGAAUCAAAAAUGGAACCUGAAUUUAUAAAGGAAGAAAGUGCUUUGUACUCAAAUGAGGGAAAAGAUGUUAUAACUGAAGAGAAGGAAAUAGCUGGUGAUCACCUUUCUUCAUUACCGAACAAAACUACAGUUCACAAUAUACGUGAUUUUGACAGCAUAAAAGAAACCAAUAUGCAGGAUGGUAGUGUGGAGAUUACUAAAGGUCAUGUGACUCAUUGUGCAUUCAGUUUUCAGAAUUCUUUGCUAUAUGAUUUGGAUUAAUUCUAUAUAAUUUUAGAAUUUAAGUGUUAAGAGUAAAAAAUUGGGGGACCUAAAAUAGGUUCUGUUAACCAUUCCCUUAAGACUAAAGGUAUUCAACAAAGUAUAAAAUUAAAGUUUGCUAUUUUGAUUCUAAUAGGGAAACUGAAGAUACUUAUUUUUUUGCCUCUAGAGUUAAAGCAAAGUUUCCAUAAUUAUGGAGCUAAGUUUUGUGAUUCCUCUGAUAGAUGUGUAUUUUUUCUAAAGGAGAGCUAAACAUUUAGUUUUAA
Messenger RNA from Cynocephalus volans (Philippine flying lemur), 2765 nucleotides. RefSeq names its product dynein axonemal assembly factor 2 (gene DNAAF2). The transcript is spliced from 3 exons. Gene Ontology annotation, cellular component: cytoplasm. Bases 1 to 2499 code for a protein of 832 amino acids. Lineage: Eukaryota; Metazoa; Chordata; Mammalia; Dermoptera; Cynocephalidae. The record is from RefSeq and is a predicted model, not a curated record. Gene Ontology annotation, biological process: axonemal dynein complex assembly; cilium-dependent cell motility; epithelial cilium movement involved in extracellular fluid movement.